CCGUGAAACCUGUCAGAGAGCAGAUGCAUGAAGACAAACCUCAGCACAGCGAGAGCCUGAACGACCGGAGCUGCUGUUCUCAGAUUUCUGAAGAGCAUCAUGUGCUGACAGACGUUCUUCACGGCAGAAAUCUGAGGCUCAGUCUGGCUCUGACGCUUUGGAGGAGAAGCACAGGAGAGCUGCUGUCUUUCCUUGAACGUCUGCAGGACGUCAGUGUGUUGGUCGACUGCUUACCUGCUCUGACUAGAAGCCUUCGGGAGGAAACGCUGGGCUUCUGUGUGGAUCUCUUUCCUCUGGUCAAGAACCUUCUUGAGAGCCGUUUUGAAGACUACAUCAUCAGCGCUUUAAUCUGGAUUCAGACGGCGCUGGAACGCUGGAGCUCACGGCUGAUCAAAGACAGUCAGUCGUCAGAUCACAGGAACAUCAGUGUGUUGAAGCAGCAGCUGCAGGAGCUCUGGACGCUGAAAACACGCCUCACAUCCGCCUCACAAACAACCGCCGACAUCUGGAAGGAUGUUGAGUCUCAUUUGGUUCAGUUCUGAGGAAAAACAGAUGAUCACAGAUGAACACUGAUCUGAAUCCUGACGCUGAUGGAUGACGGGUUAUCAAUCAUUUACUGGAAUACUAGCAGUUUACUGUGUUUAACAGUGUUUGAUUACAGUGUGUUCAUGUUCAGACUGCUAUCAAUCAAUCAAUCAAUGGAAAUGCUACUAAAUGUCAUUUCUUUAGCCUCAUUCUGAGUUUUUGCAAGGUGAUUAAAGUGUCUG
This is a messenger RNA of Labeo rohita (rohu), 767 nucleotides long. RefSeq names its product KATNB1-like protein 1. Bases 24 to 542 code for a protein of 172 amino acids. Gene Ontology annotation, molecular function: microtubule binding. NCBI's taxonomy places the organism in Eukaryota, Metazoa, Chordata, Actinopteri, Cypriniformes, Cyprinidae. The transcript is spliced from 7 exons. Gene Ontology annotation, cellular component: nucleolus. The record is from RefSeq and is a predicted model, not a curated record.